Molecule: messenger RNA, 1949 nt
Organism: Beta vulgaris subsp. vulgaris (sugar beet)
Lineage: Eukaryota; Viridiplantae; Streptophyta; Magnoliopsida; Caryophyllales; Amaranthaceae
Product: F-box protein At3g07870
Exons: 1
Coding region: 488-1624 (378 amino acids)
Molecular function (GO): protein binding
Source: RefSeq, a predicted model, not a curated record
AUUUACUAAAAAGUACUCCAAAAGUAAAUUUCAUAUCCAAAGGAGAAGAAACUUUAAGUAUCAAAAUUUUGUUAAAAUAACAAAAUUUAUUACAACAUGCAUAAAUUAUUGCAAGCUUUCUUUAAUACGUGUAAUCAAGAGUUAUCUUUUUGUAUUAUAAUCUCAAUAAAUAGUCAAUGAAUCAAAGGUAAUCCAAACCAAUAAGAAACAACUUUAAGAACUUCUUUGUUCUUUCUCACAAGUCAAGCUUCUUAUAAUAUUACUCAACUUUCUUUCAAAAAUUGUUAAUAAAUCCAAACUAUGUAAUUAACAUAGGUUAAUGAAAAACUAAAAAAAAAACUCAAGGCUCAAAACUAUAAACAAAAACUCUCCCUUCCCUUUCAAAGCAAGCAAGAAAAAAGAGCCAAAAAAAAACUACAAAAACCCAGAAAAGACAAUAAUCCAUUCAUCAUUAUCAUCAUCUUCUUCCUUUAUUUUCCUCCUUCAAAUGGAAGAAGAAGAACCACUAAAACCAGUAGAAUUCAAUAAUCUACCAAAAGAUAUAAUCUUUGACAUUUUUUCAAGAAUCCCAUUAAAAAACCUCUAUCAACUUAGAUGUGUUUGUAAGAAAUGGGUAUUUUAUCUACAUGAAAACCCAGAAUUCAGAGGUUUUUAUCACCAAAAACACAAAAUCAACCCAAUUUUACUCUUCACUCAACAAAUUACUGAAAAUCCAACAACCCAAUUAUCUUCUUAUUACAUUGAUGGUACCCAACAAAGUCAAAUUUCCACCAAUUUUGCUCAAUCUUUAGUUUCAAUUCUCACCUGCAAUGGAAUUCUGUGUUUAAUCUCAAAAACCCAUGCUUUUUUUUAUGAUCCAAUAACAAAACAACUCUCUAAUCUCCCUAAUUCUAACCGUUUCAAUUCAAGUUUCAGCUGGGCAUUUGGGUAUUCUUCGUUUCGAAACGUUUUCAAGGUUCUUCAUUUUUACACCAUUGAAACAUUUGAUAAUUUUCAUUAUUGUCAAAUGCAGGAGGUAAUGUGUGAAAUUCUGACAAAACCCAGUUCAGAUCUUGGGGUUGAUUCUCAAGAAGAGUGGAAAUUUAUUGGGAAAUGCCCAUUUGAUAUUUUGGGUAGGAAAAAUUAUGCAUUUGUUGGUGGGAAAUUUUACUGGUUAAUUGGGGAAAAGAAAUUUAACCCAGAUUGUAUAAAAAUCAUGUCUUUUGAUUUGGAAAUUGAGAAUUUUGGGAUGGUUUCUUUCCCUAAAACAUGCUCAAAUCGUUCAGUUGAAUGUUUGGAUUUGGUUGAAAUUAAGGGUAAAUUGUGUUUAACUGAUAGAUUACCAUGGGAAUCAAGCAUGGAUGUAUGGAUGAUGGUGAAAGAAGAUGAGGGUUUUUUAAAUUUGUGGGUUAAGAAAUAUAAGAUUGAUCUUAUGGGAAUUAAUCAUCAUGAUGUGAGAAUUUUGGGUCAUUUGAAUAAAAAUAAUGGUGAUUUUGAAGGUGAAGGUGAAAUUUUGAUGAAAAUUGGGGGAAAAAGUUUUGGUUUUUAUGAUCUUGAUUAUGGAGUUUAUAAAGAUUUAGUAGGUGAAAUAAACAUGCAUGAAUGGGGUUUGCAAUUGAUGCUCAAUAGAAAGUUUCUAUUAUAGGAAGUGAAUGUGUUAGUUUUGUAGCUUCCAUUUUUAGGGAGUUUUUGUUUUGUAAAAAGUGUAGAUUCUAUCUUCAAUUGUAAAACACAUGAGAUGAUAAUGGAAAAAGAAAUUUUACUACCCAAAAAAAGAAGAGAAUUGGAAAAAAAGUUGGGUACAAAAAAGAAGAAAAAAAAAAAGACUAAAGAGUAGAAUUAUUGUACUCAUAUCUUGGUUAGUUAUUUCAAGUUAUUAUGAAUGUAAUUUUAUGUCCUUUUAGAUAUGGACAAAAAGGAGCUUGAAUUUUGUAUCUAUAAAGCAAGUAUAUGAGUCAAUACUUCAUUUA